AUGAACAAUCGGCCUGUGGAACAGGCAUUGAGCACGUUGGUGCCAACCCAUGCCAAUGAUCUCCCGCAAGAACUCCUGAGCUAUGCAAUGUCCCUAGUCGCACAGUCCCGAAGCUUCUCAAGCAGUCUGAAACCCGAGGAGGAAAUCGCUCGACCAUAUGCCUGUGCGGAAAUCGCCUGCAAAAGGUUGUCAAGAAGUCUCAAACUGCCUCCACUGCUCGGACGUCCGCCAUGUCCUCCGCGCAUAUACAAAAAGCUUUAUGCAUACCUUGACCGGUCUCUUACAGCGAGCUCUGCCAAUAUCAAACGUUCAGCGAGUGUGUCAGUCCCUGGAACACCCUCGCGCGCCCGUUCAACACAGACUACACCGUCGAAGAGUCCCGCGACUAGGGGCACCCCAUCCAAGGCAGUCGCACCAACCCCGAGAGGGCUACAAAACACGCCCUCGAGAUCAACACCUUUAAAGCGAAGCAUGAGCACCGCCAAUCUGCUCGACAGUCCCUCCAAAACGGCAAGGAAGGCUUCAACCACUCGGGCCCCGAAUGUUCAAGAAUCAACAAUCAUUCCAGAUGCUCCGGCUUGGGUCAUGACAGCCAUCCGGACAGUGUGUAAGAUCCUUUCAACGCCUGCUCCGCGCACAAAUACCUGGUCCAGGCCUCCGAUUUCGCGUACUUUGCCUCCGCACAUCUUUUCCGGCGUCUCGUCUGUGCUCUAUAUUACGUCGAGCAUGUCCAACGACGAGAAGGGAUGGGACCGGGAGAGCCUUGAUUUCCUGGAGCCUAUCGUAAGUAUCGAUGGCUCCGACAAGGACGAUGAUUUUAAAGAACUUGUCUACGCUCUGGUUGUGGCAGUAUAUUUCCUUGUGCUCGCCCGCCGGCGUAACCCCGGGCCGGAUGAAGAAGCAGAUAUUGAUGCGCAGAAGAUGGAAAAGAAGACCUAUAUUGAAAUGCGCCAGACGGCAUUGAAUAGCCUUGGAUUGAAGAAUGACCGGAGGCAUCGCGAUGAUGUUGAUCAAUGGAUCAGUCUCAUCAUGAAGCACAGCUGGGCCGAUGGUCAAGAAUGGUUUGAGAACAUCCCGUAUGCCGGACAUCUCUUUGGUGAAGACGAAGAAGGCAGGUCGUACCAAGAUAUGGAUGAGGAGGACGCAGUACUUAGGGGUGUUAAGCUCCCCAAACGUUUUGCAGCUGGAGGUGGCACUCGUACCUCUCAGUCCGAUCAAGCUCCGCGGGGCGGCCUUUUGCCUGGCCUGGGGACAAUGAUGCAGGAUCGGGUUGACUGGCUGAGUGACGAUCGUCGAGAGGAUUAUGUAGAGUGGAAAGCGGGUAUCAUGGCUCGCAUUGAAGGUGCAGCUGCAUGA
This is a messenger RNA of Penicillium bovifimosum, 1356 nucleotides long. RefSeq lists its product as uncharacterized. The transcript is spliced from 2 exons. The record is from RefSeq and is a predicted model, not a curated record. Gene Ontology annotation, cellular component: nuclear origin of replication recognition complex. NCBI's taxonomy places the organism in Eukaryota, Fungi, Ascomycota, Eurotiomycetes, Eurotiales, Aspergillaceae. Gene Ontology annotation, biological process: DNA replication. Gene Ontology annotation, molecular function: DNA binding. Bases 1 to 1356 code for a protein of 451 amino acids.